Exophiala xenobiotica is the source of this 1249-nucleotide messenger RNA. RefSeq lists its product as uncharacterized. NCBI's taxonomy places the organism in Eukaryota, Fungi, Ascomycota, Eurotiomycetes, Chaetothyriales, Herpotrichiellaceae. The coding region runs from base 455 to 1105 and encodes 216 amino acids. The transcript has a single exon. The record is from RefSeq and is a predicted model, not a curated record.
CGGAGCCUUGUCUCAACGGAGCCUAAAUCCGUGCCCUCACCUCAGGCGGCAUGCGACACACUCUCUACAGUAGAGGCGUCCAAGAUUUACGUGAACGACCUUUGCAAGUAACAGGAUUUGAAAUCCUACGGACUUCGGACUACAGUAUGUGGCCGCAACUAGGCAGCAGCAUUUCAACGACUCGCUAAGUGUCGCAACAUGGCCACGACUUAUUGUAGCCAAUCUUUAAGUCGAAUCAGCCCCGGCACCGUCGAGGAGUUUAUACCACAGGUAUAUAUACCUGAUGGGAGCUCGUUGUUUAUGUCUCGUCCCAAACAUCCAGUUCAUCAUCCGUUGAUAUCAAUAAAGUUACAAAUCCUACUAAAAGCAUUGUACCACGGUCUCAAACCGAACCACGCCCAUAGGAAUUGGGAACAAAGCCGGCAUCCUCCCACAGCGCAACAGCAUCUUUAAUAUGCGUGUCCUUGUUAUUGGUGGUAAUGGACAGACUGGUCGUCUCGUCAUCGAUGAAGCAUUGCAGCGCGGCCACAAGGUUACAGCCUUGAUUCGGAAUCCCUCUACACUUCCAGCCAAGGAAGGCCUGAACAUCAUGAAGGGCACACCAGUGGAACCUUCGAACAUUGAAAGCGCUUUCAACGCAGUCCAAGGCGACCCCCCAACUGCCGUGAUCGUCACGCUUUCAUCGCCAACAGAAAAGGGGACUCGAGUCAUGUCUGACGCGCACGAAAACCUCAUCGCUGCUAUGAAAAGGCAUGGCAUUUCCAAAAUUGCGACAAUGUCUUCAUUUGGAGUGGGGUCUUCUUUCGCGAAUAUCACUGUGAUUAUGAGAUGGGCAAUUUCCAACACCGGGCUUAAGCAUUCGUUCGCAGACCAUAGUCAUGUCGAGGAGAUACUCAAGAAGAGUGGAUUGAAAUACGUGUUGUUGAAGCCAGCGAGGUUAACUAUGGCAAAAAAGGCGCCCGUUCAGUUCCUUGGUGAUGAUGGGAAGGGACUCGGUGUUUUCGCGGGCUUGGGGGGGAUCUCAAGGGCUAGUGUGGCGGCGUGUCUAGUGGAUGCUGUUGAGAAGAGCACUUGGGAUCGAAGCACUUUUGUGAUAUCAAACUAAUAGGGUGUCAGGGUACAGGUCUCAGCGAUCUCAAAAUCGUGGCGGUGGUGAGGGGUUUUGACAGGCAUCGUAGGGCAGGUUUAGGCCCAGGAUAGCGGGAAUAUAGCUUUAGCUGAAUCAGUCGUAGAGUAUUGUAACUGAUCG